Molecule: messenger RNA, 924 nt
Organism: Musca vetustissima
Lineage: Eukaryota; Metazoa; Arthropoda; Insecta; Diptera; Muscidae
Product: homeobox protein B-H2-like
Exons: 2
Coding region: 1-924 (307 amino acids)
Source: RefSeq, a predicted model, not a curated record
AUGCCUCCGGAAAUGUCUACCACGGCUACAAAUCCUUCAAGUGUUGAUUUGUCUACCACGCGGGUUAACAACGACCCUUUGGCAACGGCCUUGCAUGCAUCGCGAUCACGUUUUAUGAUAACGGAUAUAUUAUCAGCACAACAAACAACGGAUUCAGCCACACCACAAAAUCCCCAACCUCCAUAUUCACAUCCUCACCAGCAGCAACAACAACACCAUGCCGCAUUACAACAUUACAUAGCUCAACAGCAGCAUUUAAUACAACAACGUCAUCAACGUCUUCAGAAUCAACAGCAUCAUCAUCCUCAACAACACAGUAGGUCUCCAAAUUCUUCGCCGCCACCACCACCACCUUCUUCACAUAACUCCUCAACGUCUUCAUUACAUCAACAUUUACCCCCACCAAUGGCAGCAGCGUCUCCGUCAUCGUCUUCUGGUCCAACAACAACUACAUUUCCACCUUAUCAUCCUCAACAUCAUCAUCCAUCCUUAGGCCACUUACCUCAAUCGGCGGCAUUAAUGGGAUUUUCCGUUGCCGGCGGACGUGAAAUGUUUGGUGGUGCUGCUGCUGCCGCUGGAGCUCAUUAUGCCGCCAUACAUCGUCACAAUGAACGCGAGCGCUUAAGAGAGUUAGAUGAUUUGGCAUAUCGAACAGCUACGCAAAAUUCACAAAAUCUAGAUCCAGAUGAUCGUUCCCGUUCGCCGCAACCUCUGUAUUUGCGGGGUGAUAAUCGGGAUAUGGGAUUUGGCAGUAGUGCGGGAAAUGGUGGGGGUAUUGCUACUGCUGGUGGAGGAGGUGACAGCAGUAUAAGUGGCGACCAGGCCAGCACUAUUGAUGAUAGUGACAGUGAUUGUGAUCUUAGGCCAUAUUUGGAAGCCGAACAUCACAACACUACCUACGGCGAAGGCAAUCUGGACAAGUAA